CCAGACAGUCGAAGCACUUCCGGCGCCUGGAGCCAGCGACACACUGGGGCUUUUCUUUUUCCCCCAGCUGAGCGAGAAUUCAUAAAACUGCUGCUGUCCUCAGAUUAAAGGACUGAGCUGAAGCUGGUGUCUGUACACGACCCUGCCUUGAACCCCCGGGGGGGCUGGGUGUGAGAGAGUUCCACCAUGUCUGAACUUUUUAUGGAGUGUGUUGAGGAGGAGCUGGAGCCGUGGCAGAAACAAGCUCCUGAAGUUCAAUUGAUAGAUGACGAUGAUGAUGAGCCCAUCUUCGUUGGAGUGCUCUCUAAUAACCAAAAGGAUGGAAAGCCUAACCCUCCACCUCCUCUAAGGAACAGCGCAGGAAAACAAGAAAUAAAGCGCCCUGCUCCUCAGCCUGUCAUUGGCUCCUCACAGAUAAUGCUGCCAUUGAGUAUCACUGGAAAUGCAGUGAAUACUGCAGCACCCAAUCUGACAACAGUGACUCCGCAGCCUGUUAUUGUCAAUAACCAGGGAUUUAUUGUCACUUCUCCACAAUUAGCAAACAGCAGUGAGUUUAUUGCCUCUCUGGGGUCCCAGUACCCCCCUGGGACUUCAUUUACAAUCGUACCAGCUGGUCAGCAGCAGCUGUUUCAGCAUGUCACUCCAGCCACAGUAAUACCUGGUGCUGUACACAGGCCUCAGGUGCAACAAAUCAGCAACAACAUUGUGACGUUGUCUAAUGUACAGAGCCCUGCUCUGUAUUCAGCGCAACCCAACCGCACCAACUCACAAUCUCUUCAGACCUUUUCUAUGCCUGUAAAGGUCAAUAGCAAUAACAGAGAUCAAAUCUUACUCAAACGAGGACUGGCAACACAGCAAACAGACAAUGCAGCAAAAAGAGUAAAGCUGGAUUUCGGGCCGACAAAUGUUGCAGUCCCAGUGGAAAACGGCAUCAUCAAGAAGAAAUGUCCAAAGUGUCAGGAAGAAUUUGUUACGCAGGAGACCAUGAGGUGUCAUAUGAUGAGCUGCUGUGUAAAUGUGGAAAGUACAGCUCUGUCAGCCCUGGACAUUAAUGCAAACAAGCGCAUCAUGCUAGUCUCGGAUUUCUACUACGGCUGGUUUGAGGGAGAUGGGAAUAAGAAGGAGGUGCAGAAGACCAACACCACUUUCAAGUGCCAGAGCUGUUUAAAAGUUCUCAAGAACAACAUCAGGUUCAUGAACCAUAUGAAGCACCACCUGGAGUUGGAAAAGCAGAACAGUGAGAGCUGGGAAAGCCACACAACGUGCCAGCAUUGUUACCGACAGUACAUGACUCCAUUCCAGCUGCAGUGCCACAUCGAGAGCGCUCACAGCCCGAUCGAAUCCUCAACCAAUUGUAAGAUUUGUGAGCUGGCGUUUGAGUCAGAGCAGGUUCUCCUGGAGCACAUGAAGGACAACCACAAGCCCGGGGAAAUGCCGUAUGUGUGCCAGGUCUGCAAUUACAGGUCGUCUUUCUUCUCAGAUGUGGAGACACAUUUCCGAAAUGUCCAUGAAAACACAAAAGACCUUCUCUGUCCCUUCUGUCUCAAAGUUCUAAGAAGUACUCACAUGUACAUGCAACACUACAUGAAACAUCAGAAAAAAGGGAUCCAUCGUUGUGGAAAGUGCAGGCUGAAUUUCCUCACCUACAAAGAGAAAGUGGAGCACAAGACUCACGUCCACAAGACUUUCAGAAAACCUCGAGCCUUGGAGGGCCUUCCUCCGGGAACAAAGGUGACCAUUCGAGCUUCCCUCACAGGAAAGGCACCCACAUUGCCCACAUCCCCUGAUCGAGCUGGCUUCAUUGUCAGUCCAGAAACACUAAGUUUCAGUCAGCAAACCAAACCUCCAGUCAGUAUAUCCAAGUCUAAAUCAAACGUCUCUGGAGCAGCGGGAAAAGCCAAGACGACGCAGAGCAAGAAGCAAAAUGGCCGCACUAGCAAGCACAAUCUGGCGCUCAGGAAUCUCAGCGUCAGUGGAGGGCAAUACACGUGCAUCGAGUGCAACUCAAAAGUUGACGACUUCUUUUCUCAUUUCCCAAUGGUUUCAAAUUGUGGCGCGUGCAAAUAUCGCACAAGUUGCAAAGUCUCCAUUGGGAAUCAUAUGAUAAGAUUUCAUAGUACCAUAACCAAAAACAGAUUUCUGAAAAUGGAUCAUAAGAAAAAUCCGUCUGCAUUAAAAUUUACCCUCGUGUGUCUCAACUGUGACCUCCUCGUGGACGCAUCAGGAGGCGACCUGAUGACCAAACAUUUAACUGAUAGACCAAGUCACAUAUGCAAAGUCAUUCAGGAGAAAGAUAUGAAAGCCAAAGAUCGAGUGCAACUCAUCUUGGAGCAGCCAUCAAAAGUCUUGUACUUCUUGACAACAGCACCCACUCAAAGACCAAAGGAAACGGAUUUGAAAGUAACUGAAUGUGUCACAUCUCAAAGAAUUACUCCAGCCAAUGUCGACCAGCCAGAGUUGGAGCCGAUGUUACCAGCAGGUGAUCAGGAAAAGGGUUCCACAGAAACACGUGUCAUUUCAGGUUCUUCUCAAGGUGAAUCAAAGCCCACUUCAUCGUCUUCCUGUACAUCAGAUGGGGGAUUAGAUCUCUGUGACGAGUCAGUUGGUAACUCAGAGAGCCUCGAGGUCAAAGAGAUGCUCCCUGUCUCAGAGAUUGUCCCAGAGGAUGAGACCAGAGAACAGCAAACUAAAUCAGAGUGAACCUGUGCAUCAGCUGAACAAUGCACAUGACACACGUGGAGACUGCACAGUUUAAAAGUUUAAAAGUAAUUGCAUCGUCAGCCAUACUUCGGCAUUGUUUCCUUUACAAAUAUUGAACAUAUGGUAAUGUUGCUUUGGCUGCUGGUAUUUCCUAUAAAUCCCCCGAAGAAUAAUGUGUUUGGCAAACCAACAACAAAUAAAAAAUACUCUUUUGUCAAACCUCCAUUACCUAAAUAAAUGUAAAUUAUAUUUGUAUUUAUAAAUAAAAAUAAGUCCACUUCCCUUUUGCCCUAUAAUCUAUAUAGUUAAAAGAAUGUGCAUAGUCUUACAUUUAAACAUCAGAAAUCAUUAUUCUGCACAUUGACAGAUUCCAGACCGCUCAGUGUCGGUUGUUGACUGGCCUUAAAUGAUUGGAGCUCAUUUUGUGUCUUUUAAAAGCUUCACAAACUGGUUGAUGUUCUUCAGGAACUCCCAUCUGCUAUAAAGAGGACAGUAUUUGGCUCUGCUCCUGAUCCGUAUAGUAUCCACACAAACUGAGAAACUGUCAUUUUGUUGGAGCAGUUUAAGUCCCAUUUCCAUUGGAGAUUAAUUUGCACUGGUAUCUUGAUUUUAGUUCAGAUGCUCGUUCAGAUUUUUAAGUCACCAACAUCAUAUUUUAUCUUCUUGUUUGUUUCUUCCAAUUAUAUUGAAUGUAAGGUCGCUGUCCCAAAAACAUUAUCACUGAAAUGGUUUGUGGCAGAAAUAAAUGAUGUACAGGUGUACUGUUACCAGACACAGUAACAUGGAUCCCAACACUCUCGAGAAAGAUACUUUAAACCACUAAAAAAAAAAUACAUUAGUACAUAUAUAGAAAUUACUAGUGUAAUAUUGUAUUCCCUAACAAAAAGGGUGUCAGCUUAGUGAAACUUGGGGCUUGGAUAAAACAGAAAAAUAAAGCAGUGGUAGGGGAAAAUGGCUACAACUAUUUGAGAAGUGAAACAAGUAAUAUGUAUUCCCCCGUACUCAAGUAGACUUUAUUCAUACUUCAUACUACUUUGUGGUACAUGUACCAGCUUGUAAAAGAAAUCUGUACAUGUUACUGUAGGCAGAGGUACUCGCUCGGCACAACACUCCAGCUUGAUGAAAUCUGUCAACCACUUUUUAUGUCUCAGCUUCUGGUUGAUUAAGCUGCCUUUUUUUUUUUGCAUUUAGGGUUGAAAAAAAAAAGAAGCUAAUUCCCUGUAGCUCUGGGGAUAUUUUAUACAAUGCAAUUUGUUUACCUUGUGUGACUUAAAUAUAUCAAAUGUCUGUUUGUUUCAAAGGUUUUUAAAAGGGAUUUCACUUGUAUUAUACAGUAUGUGUAGAGCAAGUCUGUAAAUGCUUCUAUGUCUACUGUAAAUGUAACUACCUGAGUCUGUUUUGAAAACAUUCCUCUAAAGAUAUUGUGCUCCCCUUAGGAUCACAUUUUCCUCAAAAAUCUAUAAACUACUGGGUUUGAAUCAGUGUUUUUUUUUUGUUUUUUUUGUUUAUGUAAAUAAAACUUUACUACAAGAGG
Molecule: messenger RNA, 4234 nt
Organism: Dicentrarchus labrax (European seabass)
Lineage: Eukaryota; Metazoa; Chordata; Actinopteri; Moronidae
Gene: znf280d
Product: zinc finger protein 280D
Exons: 18
Coding region: 187-2700 (837 amino acids)
Biological process (GO): regulation of DNA-templated transcription
Molecular function (GO): RNA polymerase II cis-regulatory region sequence-specific DNA binding; DNA-binding transcription factor activity, RNA polymerase II-specific
Source: RefSeq, a predicted model, not a curated record